Molecule: messenger RNA, 1229 nt
Organism: Ilex paraguariensis (yerba mate)
Lineage: Eukaryota; Viridiplantae; Streptophyta; Magnoliopsida; Aquifoliales; Aquifoliaceae
Source: the annotation of a GenBank genome assembly
AUGGAAAGCAAAGGUGGCUAUUUGGCAGAAGAUGUGCUGAUUGAGAUACUGUCAAGAAUGUCUGUGAAAUCGCUCUUGCAAUUCAGGUGUGUCUGCAAAUUUUGGAAAAAUCUAAUAGAUAGUCCUGCUUUCAUUUCCAUUCAUUUACAACACAAUAACAACAAGGACAAUGCCCAUCUGGUGGUACACUAUUAUGAUGACAAUAGGGACUUGUGGGACAUCGUCUUGUUCCCGGACAAAAUGCUUACAGUACCCACCUACCACAAUAUGGACCUAUCCUUUUCCGCAUAUAAUCUGGUUGGUGGUCCUAUUAAUGGAAUUUUUUGCUUGUGUGACAAACGUGAGCGCAUUGGUCUGUGGAAUCCCGCAACUAGAGCAUUCAGGGCUCUGCCAUUGUGCCGCACAAAAUUGUUUCCUCGUGACUGGAUCCCUUGUCACUGCGGCUUUGGAUUCGGGUUAGAUCCCACAAGUGAUGAUUACAAGGUAGUUUGGAUUCGGAGGUUUGAUGAUGGGGAGCCCGCUAAAUGGGGCCCAUGGAUGGAUCCCAUACAUGUUGCUGUGUACACUUUAAGCACGGAUUCAUGGAAAGAUUUCAAGGGUGAUGCUCCUGAUACCUAUUGCCUGAAUUCUUUGAUAGAAUCUUGCUAUGACUCCUACUUGAAUGGUGUUUAUUACUGGUGGUCUACACAUGGAAAGCUGGUUUUGUUUGACAUGGGGAAAGAGGAGUUCAGAGAGAUUGAAGGGCCACCACUUAUUCACCAAGACUCAGCCUACGAGAUUCUUGCGUUGUACAGUGGCUCUAUAGCUCUGAUUUAUUCCCAUUCACAAGUGCCAUUAGAUUCCUGGGAAUCAGCUGAGCAGUCAUCGGUUGCCCUGUGGGUAUUGAUGGAGGAGGAGGGAAUGGGAUAUUGGAUCAAGCAAUUAAAUAUCGGUCCGCUUCAUGGAAUGAUGAAACCAGUUGGGGUGUGGAAGAAUGAUGAGGUCUUUGUUGAAACCACACCUGGCCACCUGCUCUUGUAUAAUCCUAAUACCCAACGUGUUCUUAAGGAUCUCCAAAUCUUAGGCCAUCGCACUCAUUCUUGUUGCCUUCACCUACUUAUCUACACCGAAAGCCUUCUUUCUGUCCAUGGGAAAGGUGAGCCAGGAGAAUAUAAAAAUCCAUCGGGUGUAAUUAAAUUACCCCGAUCCUUUUUCUAGCAACCACCAUAUUUAGGACCCACCAAAAAAAA